AUUGUUUUAUUUUUUUUCUGUGUUUUCUUAUGGCCAAAAAGUCUUGCUUGUGUGAUGAUUGUAUGUUUGACAUGAUAUGGUUUUGGAUUGUUUGUUGCCUACAAGUUGUUGGAUAGGUAAGCUUAUGGUGAUGAAAGCUAAUAAUCAUUGAUUGCUCGGAAGAAGAGUUCUUUUUGAUGUCCUAAAUUUUUUCGAGUUUUUGAAUGUGUUCUGCCAUUCUUUUUUUAUUUCAACAUGUUUCUUUAGAGUUUCUGGGCUAGUUGGAAGCAAAAAUUGAUGUAUGAUUGCUAUUCUUUUGAGGCAAACAGUGUUUUACUUCCAGCCUUCCCUUUAAAGACAGCAGAUGUUCUGCUUCGGUCUAAUAACCGAAACUCCAAUAUAGUUGUGGAAUUAGGAUAAUUCUCUACUGUUUUUGGCCUUUCGAGUUGCAAUUCUCAUCUGCACCGGAGAUUAAUCUUGUGCUUUUGUGAUAACUCUCAAAGUUGAUGGUGGAAAAAGCAACAGGAUGUGUUUUGGGUCACAUACUUUCUCUAGUUGCCGAGACUUCCUCUGUUUUCACAGGCCUUGUUGUUGUAACUUCAUAAGCAUGUUCCAUCAUCGACUUUCAUUUGUUUGUUAUCCUUUUCAAAACUUGUGAUUUUGCCGGUUUGGAGUUGUGCCUUCGACCUCGAUCAUCAUUUGUAUAAGACAAUUAGAGAGCUUGGUUGCUCUCAGUUGUGUGCAGUCCAUUUAUCACUACUUCAACAAUGAUACAACAGUCUGGUUGACUUGCUUCUUCAUUCUCUUCUCUGUUCCCUUUCCAUUCAGUUUUUAUGCAUGAUGUCUUUUUUCCGAGUAUUUUUGGGAAGUUCUGACUUGCUAAAAGGGGUGGUAGUGGUUAAAGAUACCACAUGUUUGGAGAUUUCCUCCCUAAAUAGUAAACCAUGCAUGUAGGACCAGGUCCACCAUAAGCAUGUCAAGUGAGACAAGUACACGGUAGAUCCAAAAAUGGUGGGUUAGGAAUGGCCGAGACACAACAAAAAAUGGAAAGAAAGGGUCCAUGCUUGGUUAUCUUUUUCUCCGUAUGAAUGUUAUGGGAGUGUUUUGAUAGAACACAUUCACAUAGACCUUUCCUGGCUGCAGAAUGCCAUUCAGUGAACUAUUAGUGGUUCUACACUUCCAUGAACCUAAGAUUCUUCUUUAUCUGCUAUAAAUCUGCAUUUACUUUUGCCUCCCAAGGUUUCAGAAAGUCAUGAAUAGUGAUGUGCAUUAAGAUAUCAGUCUCUGAUACCAGACUGGUAUAGUUGGGAUCUCAUAUAUCUUUCACAGGCUUGUGGUGACUUCCCGUCCCAACUACAGAAACUCUUCUGCUGUCAAUUGAACCCCAGCACCUUGUAUUAUUCUCGCCUGUGCAUAUAUGCCAAAAGCUCAUUGAUCCGCUUCCAUCACAAGUCCAGGGAGAAUGAAUUCUACAUCCACUCAGUUUGUAACCUCCGGAAGGAUGGGCAUUUAUGACCCUAUGCACCAGAUUGGUAUGUGGGGAGAAAACUUCAAGAGUAAUAGAAAUACAAGUACUAUGUUUAUAGCAGGUAAUCCAAAUCCAUCUGCAUCGAUAAUCAUAGCACCAGACACAAAGCUAGACGAUCAGUCAGAGGAUACUUCACACGGUACGCUUGGACCUUCUAACAAGUAUGAUCAAGAAGCAUCUAAGCCUUCUGAUAAGGUACAAAGACGUCUUGCACAGAAUCGCGAGGCUGCUCGUAAAAGCCGUUUACGGAAGAAGGCUUAUGUUCAGCAGUUGGAAUCAAGUCGUACGAAGCUCCUUCAGUUGGAGCAGGAGCUUGACAGAGCUAGACAACAGGGCCUGUAUAUCGGUGGUGGAGUAGAUACCAGUCAGCUAGGCUUCGGUGGAGUUACAAGCUCGGGGAUUCUAACUUUUGAGAUGGAGUAUGGGCAAUGGUUGGAGGAGCAAAAUAGACAUAUUUGUGACAUGAGAAUAGCUUUAAACGCUCAUAUCAGUGACACAGAGCUCGGCAUACUUGUAGAAAGCGGCAUGAGCCACUAUUUUGAACUUUUUCGCAUGAAAGCAACUGCAGCUAAAACUGAUGUUUUUUAUGUGAUGUCUGGCUUGUGGAAAUCAUCGGCAGAAAGGAUUUUAUUGUGGAUUGGAGGGUUUCGCCCUUCAGAACUUCUUAAGAUUCUCUUGCCUCACAUUGAGCCCUUGUCAGAACACCAAGCUAUGAAUGCUACUAGUCUUGAAAAAUCAUGCCAGCAAGCUGAAGAUGCUAUUUCACAAGGAAUGGCGAAACUCCAGCAAACUCUAGCAGAGACUGUGGCAGCUGGUCACUUGGGUGAAGCCAGUUACUCUCCUCACAAGGAAACUGCAAUGGAGAAGCUAGAAGGUCUGGUCCGCUUUGUUGAGCAGGCGGACCAUCUACGCCAGGAGACUUUGCGGCAGAUGUCUCGGAUCUUAACAGCACACCAGGCAGCUCGAGGCCUUCUUGCUUUAGGAGAAUACUUCCAACGGCUUAGGGCUCUGAGUUCACUUUGGGCAACUCGCCCUUGCGAGCCUGCCUAGAUUCGUAUUAGAAGGACCCUAUAGGUGGUGAAGAUCUCAAGGAGAUAAUCAUCACCAGAGCCAUACUCAGAAAGGAAAAAGGUGCGCCUUUCGGUAAUGUCGUUAUCUUAUAUGGAAGAUUCAAGCUUCUGGCAUUUUUCAAGCAGCAUCCCAUUAGUGGAAAGAUGUAGAUAUAAAUAGCCAUCCUAUCAAAGUUAGUUGUGGUGAAAUCAAUUUUCAAUGCUGUUACUGUCUUGCCAUCUAAUGAUAUAUUACGUUUUGAGUUUGCAGGUGAAACUUUGUCAUGUAAAUUGGUCUCUGUGUUUUUUGUUUUCAUCUGCCUUGUACAUAAUUGGUGAAUAUUGCUACUUAUUUGUCGUCUCCCCAUCUCCCUUGCUUAUGCAAAACCCUACUUGACUUUGAGUUUUAGGCCUGCAAAUGAGAAUCUUCUGAUAAUGAGAAGGUAUUUUCGGGUAAAA
Molecule: messenger RNA, 3015 nt
Organism: Populus euphratica (Euphrates poplar)
Lineage: Eukaryota; Viridiplantae; Streptophyta; Magnoliopsida; Malpighiales; Salicaceae
Product: transcription factor TGA1-like
Exons: 8
Coding region: 1442-2557 (371 amino acids)
Biological process (GO): DNA-templated transcription; regulation of DNA-templated transcription
Molecular function (GO): sequence-specific DNA binding; DNA-binding transcription factor activity
Source: RefSeq, a predicted model, not a curated record